This is a messenger RNA of Spizellomyces punctatus DAOM BR117, 831 nucleotides long. RefSeq lists its product as uncharacterized. The record is from RefSeq and is a predicted model, not a curated record. NCBI's taxonomy places the organism in Eukaryota, Fungi, Chytridiomycota, Chytridiomycetes, Spizellomycetales, Spizellomycetaceae. The coding region runs from base 238 to 756 and encodes 172 amino acids. The transcript is spliced from 2 exons.
CAACGGCUUCAUAUAUCAAUUAUGCUGCUUGAUAACUAGCAAGGCUCUACUUGUCAACACAUGCUAUUUGACAUUGCAAGAUAUAAUGAACGACACAAUGUGAAGAGGGCCGCAGUGCAUCUUGAGGUCAUGUGAUCACGACGGGGCCCACGUUCCUCUCAACAUUGCGACGCGGCUCUCCAGCAGAUUGCUUCAUCGCAGUUCUCAGCAUCCGCUCUUUCAUACGAACACCCCAGCAUGGGCGUCCUUCCAAACAUCCUACUCGGCUUCCUAGGUGGACAGCUUUUCACGCGGGCCGUUUUUGACCAUGUUUGGUGGCCGCAUAUUGGUGCCGAUCUGUCUACCCUCAAGUCCAAAGUCAGCGCCCUUCAAAGGCAGGAAGCAGUGACCUUUUAUCGCAAUGUCGCGAACCAACCUACCAACCUCCUAUAUGUGACAAUCGGCAUCUCCGCCCUCAUCCUCAUCUCAACAUUUGGCCAAACCCUGGUGAACAAAACUCAUCGUGUUGUCAACCUCCUCUCUUUUCUCUCCUUUGCCACGGCAGUAGCAGCCUACGUGCUCAAAGUGCAUCCUAUUAUUCAGACGUUGGCGGGUAGCGUCCGACAAAAGGCGGAUGUGGAGGCCAAGAUGUUGUGGGAGGUGGCGGUUUGGCAAGCAGCGGUUGGGGUGCUUGUUGUAACGUGCCUGUUGAUGCAAACUUCUGUAGGAGAGGAGGAAUUACAGGUUGCAAGGAGUGAGAGGGCAAAGAAAGAUUGAGGCUGUGAGCUGUAAUUCUACAUCGAGUGCCGACAACAUGAAACAAUGCAUGUGAAGUUGAAUAGCAGUUUGUCC